AUGACCCUGAUCGGCGAGAACGGGCACGCGGCCGACACGCUGACCGGCUCCGGGUUCGAUUUCGGGGAGGAGCCGAAUCCCUACGGAGCGGCGGGAUUCCCGCUGGAUCGCCGCUAUUCCCACAGCCUGUACCACGACGCCGAUGCCGAGCCGCACACCGGGACGGGCUCCAUGGAAAACCUGGGAUUUGGGGCGCAGUUCCCGGGCCACCCGCCGUUCCGGGCGUCCGAAUCCUUUGGGAUCGCCCACCCCGAGCCCUUCAUUCCCGAAAUUCCGCAGGCCGUGCCCGACAGCCAAGCGCGGCUCAGCGUGGGCAGCGUCUACAGGCCCAGCCUUGGGGCGCGGGGUCUCCCAGAUCUGGUCCCGGAUCCCAACUACGUCCAGGCCUCCACGUACGUGCAGAGAGCUCACCUGUACUCGCUGCGCUGCGCCGCCGAGGAGAAGUGCCUGGCCAGCACGGCGUACGCUGCCGAAACCACCGACUACGACGUUCGGGUGCUGCUGCGCUUCCCGCAGCGCGUCAAGAACCAGGGCACGGCCGACUUCCUGCCCAGCCAGCCCCGCCACAGCUGGCAGUGGCACAGCUGCCACCAGCGCUACCACAGCAUGGCAGAGUUCAGCCACUACGACCUGCUGGAUGUCACCUCGGGCCGCCGGGUGGCCGAGGGACACAAGGCCAGCUUCUGCCUCGAGGACACCACCUGCGACUUCGGCCACCUCAAGCGCUACGCCUGCACCGCCCACACCCAGGGUCUCAGCCCGGGCUGUUACGACACCUACAACGCCGACAUCGACUGCCAGUGGAUCGACAUCACCGACGUUCCUCCCGGGAAUUACAUCCUCAAGGUCCAGGUCAAUCCCAAAUAUUUGGUGCUGGAAUCAGAUUUCACCAACAACGUGGUUCGCUGCCACAUCCACUACACCGGGCGCUUCGUCUCCGCCUCCAACUGCCGCAUUUCCCAAUCCUGAUGGCAGCCGAAUCUCAGGAAUUUCACCCAUCCCCUUUCCCGGGAAGUUCCCCAGGUGGUUCCUACACAUUCCCAAAAUUCCCCCUUUUCCCAAUAAAAAGC
Ficedula albicollis (Collared flycatcher) is the source of this 1070-nucleotide messenger RNA. RefSeq names its product lysyl oxidase like 1 (gene LOXL1). Gene Ontology annotation, biological process: peptidyl-lysine oxidation. Lineage: Eukaryota; Metazoa; Chordata; Aves; Passeriformes; Muscicapidae. The record is from RefSeq and is a predicted model, not a curated record. The transcript is spliced from 9 exons. Gene Ontology annotation, molecular function: copper ion binding; protein-lysine 6-oxidase activity. The coding region runs from base 1 to 969 and encodes 322 amino acids.